This is a messenger RNA of Closterium sp. NIES-65, 1542 nucleotides long. NCBI's taxonomy places the organism in Eukaryota, Viridiplantae, Streptophyta, Zygnematophyceae, Desmidiales, Closteriaceae. The record is from the annotation of a GenBank genome assembly.
AUGGACAUGCUGCUCGUUUCGUCGCCCUUUCCGCGAGCCUCGCUCGCCCCGACAUCGGCGCGCACGUCGCUGCGCUCCUCACAUGCCGGCCGGCCGUUGCUAGCCGCCCCCAGGCGUGUGUCGCUGCCUGGGGGCCCGGCCGCCAGCAGCAAAAAGGGGAGGGGCGCAGUGAGGGUAGUGGCGGAGGUGGGGGAGGCGGAAAUGGAGAGGGGGAGAGCCGCCAUGCGCCAGUGGUGGCAGGCGCAGCAGGCGGCCAAGGCAGGGCAGCGGGGCGGCCAGGGGGCGGUGGCCGUGGCGGACGGGGAGGGGGAGGGGGCGCAGGCGAGCAUGGAUGCUGCGCGCGCUGAGAUGAGGGCGUGGUGGGCGGCACAGCAGGCGGGCAAGGGCGAGAAGGCGGGUAUGGAUGCUGCCCGCGCGCAGAUGAGGACGUGGUGGAUGGAGCAGCAGCAGGCCAAGGCCAUGGAUGCGGCGCGCGCAGCCAUGCGGCAGUGGUGGGCGGAGCAGCAGCAAGGCAAGGCCAUGGAUGCAGGUCGUGCGGAGAUGAGGCAAUGGUGGGUGCAGCAGCAGCAGGGCAAGGCCAUGGAUGCAGCGCGAGCAGAGAUGAGGCAAUGGUGGAUGGCGCAGUUGGCGGCGAAACGGGCGGCGGUGGAGGAUGAGUCGCGCGCCCAGCUCAACGCAUGGGCGGUGGGCAAGUGGAGGGCGGUGCUGGGGGAGGCGGAGCAGCAGGCGGAGGAGGCGAGGCUGGAGGCCAUGGAGGCCGGCAGGGCGGAGAUGCGCCAGUGGUGGACGAAUCAGCUGGAGGAGAAGGCAGUGAAGCUGGCAGAGCAGGCAGCGGUAGCAGUGGAGGCGGAGGCAGCCAUGUAUGUGGCGGCUGCGGCUGAUUUUGGUGGCGGGGAGGAGGGCGACCUGAGUGAGGACGAGCUCAUCGCCUCCGAUGAUGAGGAGCAGAUGGAGGUGGCGGCGCGCAUGGUGGAUCUGAGCGACAUGGAGCGCGCCGUCAUCGAGCGCGAGAUGACCCGCUACCGCGCCAGGCGCGAGGCCAAGCGCGCCUUCUGGGAGCGCGAUGUGCAGCGCGCCAUGGACCGCAACCGCAAGGCCAUGCGUGAAUGGUGGUUGCAGCAGUGGGGGGCGAAGCAGAGGGCCAAUGGGUGGGGCGACAAUCCGCCUGUGUGGCGCCUCAAGCUCACCGCAGGCAGCGCGGACACGCCAGGUGGCAGCACGGCAUUGGAGGACGUGGAGGUGUCGGGCAAGGGCGUGACGCUGGGCCUGCUCCCCCAGCCGGAGGACGGCUCGCGACCCAUCGAGCUGCACCUCAAGGGGGUGUCGUUCGCGCAUGCGGUGGUGUACGGCAAGGACAAGUACAUGGGGUUCGGCAGCUACAAGCGCGAGUACUUCAUCGCUGACAUCGGCUCCACCACCGGCACCUUCCUCAACGGCAAGCUGCUGGGGGUGAAUGUGCCGCGCAAGCUGGCCAGUGGUGAUGUCAUCAAGCUGGGCCCUGAGGUUGAGUUCGUGGUGACUGACCCCUCUCUCUCGCCCUGA